This is a messenger RNA of Enterobius vermicularis (human pinworm), 960 nucleotides long. The record is from the annotation of a GenBank genome assembly. NCBI's taxonomy places the organism in Eukaryota, Metazoa, Nematoda, Chromadorea, Rhabditida, Oxyuridae.
AUGAUAUCUGCCGAUGGAACACUUGCACCAAAUACUUUAACUACUCUUCCUCCACCGGGUUUUGGACCUUUACGGAUGCCAACAACACAGACAUCCAAUCGUCUAGAUUCUUCAGCCGCAAGCCUUUCGUCACCUUCUUCAGCUGGUUCUACAAUUCCAACGCCAAUAGCAGUAAAUCAUACGCCAUCAAAGGACGCAAAAUUAGUACCAAAUGAAAAGGUGCAACCAUCAACCAGUGUGUCAGUAGCGACGGCUCGAUCAACUGCUUCAGUAGCGAACACUAUUCUACAACGUCAAAACAACUCAGAAACCUUGACACCUUCUACGGCAGUGUUGCCACAAACUAGGAAUUCAUUACCUGCACCACCUACUAUACCUCAAAUGAGUUAUACUUCACCGCUGUCAACAUUAAACAAUCAAAUACAGUCAAAAACUUCAUCAUCAGUAACGAACAAUCUGUUGAGUACAACAUUUUCUGGCAAUAACUUGACUAACUACAACAACGGCUUACUUACUGAAAUGGCUUUAUCAAACUCAGCUUUACUGCAGAACAAUGCUGCGGCAUAUCUCCUUCAACAGCAGCAGUCGCAAAUAUUAUCAAAUGCUAACCUUGGUGGACUGUUAGGUACACAACUGGCUCAUUCGCAAAAUAUCAUUAAUAACGUUACACCGAGUAAUACCGCUAAUCUGAUACCAUCAAUGACAAAUACCAAUAGUUUUGUAGCUCCAGUUCCUUCACUUAUUGGUUCGGAUGUGUUACGUCAAUAUCAGCAUCAGCAACAACAACAUCAAAAUUUAAAUUCGCUUCAGCUGAACAAUCCGACAGCUUUAGCACCAGAUCUGCUUAGCGUUUAUAAAUUGUUACUAGAAUCUUCCGGAUUACAGAAUUAUCAAACACAGUUAAAAAAAAUUGAAAAUCCAACUGCUUUUCUCAGUCCAAAUGCUGGAAUUACGACAUAA